Messenger RNA from Cryptococcus deneoformans JEC21, 2306 nucleotides. RefSeq names its product alpha-amylase AmyA, putative. The record is from RefSeq and is a predicted model, not a curated record. The coding region runs from base 307 to 2127 and encodes 606 amino acids. The transcript has 7 exons. NCBI's taxonomy places the organism in Eukaryota, Fungi, Basidiomycota, Tremellomycetes, Tremellales, Cryptococcaceae. Gene Ontology annotation, biological process: carbohydrate catabolic process. Gene Ontology annotation, molecular function: alpha-amylase activity; calcium ion binding.
CACGGUCAUCACCCAAUUUUCAUUCGCCGCCCGCCAAGAAUGCCGUCUUGGCAAGCACAGCAUGUAAACAAUGGGCGGAUGAAACGCAAAAGGACGCACGGGCCGACGGCCAAGUGGCAGAAGAAGCUGGCGCCUGGUUUUGCAUGCUCAACAAACAAAGGAUGUUGUCGUAUACCAUGUUCUCGCUGAUUUCGUUCCAUUAUUUAUUCCAACGCCCGACCGAUAAUAACUCACAGCCUCUAUCUUUGCUCCAUCAUCCUGCCACUCUUUUUCAAUCCACACUCAUUUAUUCACAAGAGGUGCACAAUGCCUGUCCUUUCAAAACUUAUCUCACUCCUCCCACUCCUCGCCAUCGCUCAGGGAGCUACCAGCGACGAAUGGCGAUCAAGAUCUAUCUAUCAACUUAUUACUGACCGUUUCGCACCUCCUUCUGACGACACAACAUGUCCGUUAGGCGCUACUAACUACUGCGGUGGUACAUGGCAAACCAUCAUCUCGAAGCUAGACUAUAUCCAGAAUAUGGGAUUUGAUGCCAUCUGGAUCAGUCCUACCGCUCUCAACAUUGAAGGUAAUACUAAGUAUGGCGAAGCUUACCACGGAUACUGGACAGCAGACCCGACUAAACUCAACCCCCAUUUCGGCCAAGCUUCCGAUCUCAAAGCCCUCUCGGUUGCGGUCCACGACCGAGGAAUGUACCUCAUGGUCGACAUUGCUAUUAACGCUCUUGCAGCCACUUCCUACUCUCUCGAUGCCUCUGCACUCGCUUCAGAUGCCGAUGGUACCCUUCUCUUCAAGGACCCUUCCGAUUUCCACACACGAUGUGAUAUCAGCUGGGGAAACCACACUUCCGAGCAAGUCUGCUGGCUUGUGACAGGAGAUGACAACGGGGAUGUGGCGCUGCUUGAUCUCAAAACUGAAAGCGACUCUGUCGCUAGCGUACUCAAGGACUGGGUUGGUGGGUAUGUCACCGAGUACGGGAUAGAUGGUUUCAGAAUUGAUGCGAGCAAGCAUAUGAGCAAAGAAUUCCAGCACGAUUUCUGCGAGGCCGCCGGCACGUUCUGCAUGGGUGAAGUCGCAGGUGACAACACCGAAUACGCGGGGGAAUACCAAAGUGCUGGUGGCAUUGACUCUGUUUGUGGUUUCGGCCUCAUGUACGGCUUUGUCAACGUUUUCACCGGUGGCGACAAAAUGUCCACCCUCGAAUACUACAUCAACCUCGCCGCCUCAUCCUAUCCUGAUCCUACAGUCAUUGGCACAUUCCUCGACAACCAAGAUCUUCCUCGAUUCAAUUCUCUUACAUCUGACGCUUCACUCGUUUACAACGCUAUUGUCGGUAUGUUCAUGUACGGCGGUAUGCCGAUUGUGUAUUACGGUUUGGAGCAAGACAUCUCCGAUGGUCCUACGGACCCUCAGAAUCGGGAGGCGCUUUGGAAUUACAAUAAUUAUGCCACUGAUGGGGUUACCUUUGGGAGGAUCACAAACCUCAAUAACAUUAGGAAUAGGUUGGGCGGUGUUGGUGAGCUGUAUAAUGCUGUUGCUACAGUUCUUGCCAUUCAGGAUCAGGACAUUGCCCUUCAGCGAGAAGAGGCUUUGAUUGUCUUGACUAAUCGGGGCCAGUCUGGUACCGGCACUUGGGCUAUCAAAAACACCCAAUUUGGCGGCUCUGUCUCUGUCAUCGAUCUUCUUUCGUGCUCUACUUCUACUACUGACAGCGAUGGUUCUCUUACCGUCACAUGGACUUCCGGCCAGCCUUUCGUAUUUGUCGCCUCUGAUGUUGCCGAUAAGGCCGGAUUAUGUGGCUCUUUAUCCAACAGCACUAACGCUACUACUGUCUCCUCAUCUUCCUCUGCUUCCACCUCUAUCGACACUGCCACCAGUAGUGCCAGUAUAAGUGGCAACCUCGCCGUCAUCACUGAUGGCUCCUCCUCUCCCUCUUUCUCUGCAACAAGCUCAGCCCUCUCUUCAAGCAUUAGCUGGUACACCCCCACCAGUGCUGCCAGUUCCGUCUCGAGUUCCGAGUUGGUAGUCGUCGUUGCUGCCGUGUCAACUGCAAGCACUGCUGUGACUUCUAGCGGAAGCAUUUGUCGCAGGUCAAAGAAGAGGGCUAUGAGCAAGAGGCAAUUGUAAGGCUUUCAAUUCGGGAGGCUGUUGGGUCAGAGUGUAAUAGUGAUGGGAGGUGAUCAAGAGGAUUAUGGACACAAGGCCUGCCUAUGGAACGAACGAUCAUAAUUAUCAGCCUUUCAAUCAUAAUUAUCAACUAUUAAUUUAUUGUGAGGACGAUCUAUAAAUCACGGACAUAUGAAUCA